GGGUCGGCCAAGGUCAUCAAACUGGACUCGGUGCGGCAGAUCGCUGAGAAGGACAAGCACGCGCUGCUGGACAUCACGCCGUCCGCCGUGGAGCGGCUCAACUACGUGCAGUACUACCCGGUGGUGGUGUUCUGCGAGCCCGACAGCCGGCAGGGCAUCAAGGCCAUGCGCCAGUGGCUCGCCCCCGACUCCAAGAAGAGCUCCCGCCGCCUCUACGCGCAGGCCGUCAAGAUGAAGAAGAACUACAGCUACCUCUUCACGGCCACCAUCAGCCUCGGCGGAAGCACCGACCCCUGGUACCAGAGCCUCAAGGAGAUCAUCCGCACCCAGCAGGCCCGGCCUAUCUGGACAGCGGAGGAGCAGGUGGACGCUUCCCCAGAGGAGGGCCUGGACCUGCUGAACCAGCAGCGUGCCACCAGCACGGGGGACCUGACGUGCGACAGCCGUGCCAACAGCGACUACGAGGACACGGACGGCGAGGGGGGGGCCUACACGGACAACGAGCUGGAGGAUGACUAUGCCCAGCCAGCCCUGGCCCGGUCCUCAGAGCCAGUGGAGCCAGGCGAGCCCCAGAACCCAGACGAGCGCGUGGCAGUCUCUCUGGCCUACGCCCCCCCGCGGGAUGGAGACCAGCAGCCUCAGGGCCAGUGGAGACAGGAUUACAGCAGCAUCAGGGAGUACGAACACAGCGCUCUGAAAAAGAAGUUCACCCAGGCCCGGGCCUACGACUCUGAUGAGGAUGAAGGCUACGACUGGGGCCCAGCUACGGACCUGUAGCCACAACGGCUUCCAGGAUUCCUCGUCCUACACCGCCGAGCUGCCUUCUGGGAAGGGCCUGCCACGCUGCAUCGUCCCCUUCCCGCCUGGGGCCAGCAAGGGGACCCCCCCGGCCCUUCUCACGCGGGGUCGGCUCCCUCCAGCACGCACCCCUCUCCAGAGCAGGGCGGUUUGGUUUUAAUCUUCCUAACCACAAGACUCCCUGCAGUGUGCUGCUGGCUGGCGAGCAGCCGGCAUGCGCUGUUCUCCUGGGCUUACAGCCGCUGCACACGUCCUAGACUUUAACUCGCCUCCGAGUCUCUGUAGGCACAGCCCAGGUCUCAGGCCUGUCACAGCUGCCUGCAGUGACGCCAACGUGCCAGCGUCCGUGGCACGUGCAGCUCUGCCCGUGUGAUUCAUCGGGCAGG
Molecule: messenger RNA, 1184 nt
Organism: Terrapene triunguis (Three-toed box turtle)
Lineage: Eukaryota; Metazoa; Chordata; Testudines; Emydidae
Product: tight junction protein ZO-3-like
Exons: 5
Biological process (GO): establishment of endothelial intestinal barrier; positive regulation of blood-brain barrier permeability; cell-cell junction organization
Cellular component (GO): plasma membrane; bicellular tight junction
Molecular function (GO): cell adhesion molecule binding
Source: RefSeq, a predicted model, not a curated record